AUGCCUUGUCUUGGUGCCGGUGGCGGUCCCCAGGAAAACAACACCACCGCUCUUCUGGUACGUUCCGUCGCUUCGGGCUGGACAAAAGGAUCCAUUAUUGCCGUAGACGCUGGCGUUCACCUGUCCGCCAUCACCCGUAUUCUCGAGACCUCUGUGCCAUCUGGCCUUGGCAGUACUGUACCGCUUCCCCACACUCUCACAUCUGGGCCAUUUGCCGGCCUUGAGCUUAGGUCAGACACCACAUCGAUUUACCCAUCAUCUAUCGCCGCUCAUAUCACCCGAUCUCUCAUUGAUACAUAUCUAAUCACACAUCCUCACCUGGACCAUAUCUCCGGCUUCGUUGUCAAUACAGCAGGUCUUACUCGGCCCAAGAGGCUUGCCGCUCUGCCGAACACCAUCAACGCCUUCAAAACUCACAUCUUCAACAACAUCAUCUGGCCCAAUCUUUCUGAUGAGAAUAAUGGUGCGGGCAUAGUAACGUACACACGGCUCGUCGAGGGCGGGUCGCCCGCCAUUGGUGACGGCGAAUCUAAGGGCUAUCUGGAGAUUGCCGAUCGUCUCGCCGUUAAGGCGUGGUCAGUCUCUCACGGCCACUGCAUGGAAAAACACCCUCACCGUGGAUCCACCUCAUCCACUGCGACGCCCCUGCGCUAUCCAUCUGUCGAUGCCGCCUCGAUCGCGUCGCCGCGCAUUCUACCUCACGGCGUCGCCCCUAGCACUGCGCCUAUUCCCCGGGCGUCUUCCGUCGCGCCUGAGCCGCAGGCAAGCAUAUGCGUCUAUGACUCGUCGGCCUACUUCAUCCUUGAUCUGGCCACCAACCUCGAGAUCUUGGUUUUUGGUGACGUCGAGCCCGAUUCCCUAUCGCUCUCCCCUCGCAACUUGGGAAUAUGGCAGGAGGCUGCACCAAAGAUUGCGUCAGGACAACUGGCCGCCAUCUUCAUCGAGUGCUCGUAUGACGACUCCCAUUCUGUCGAUCGCCUCUUCGGGCACCUGAAGCCAUGUUUCGUGAUAGAAGAGAUGCGAACAUUAGCCCAGGAGGUCGAGGUAGCGCGACAGGUUGCCCACCUCUCCCGGAAGCGCAAGCGUGUAGCAGACACCGACGGGGUCCCACGGAGACGGACCGGAGGUGCCUUCUCACGGCUUACGGGCGGUGACGAAUCCCCGCUCAGCCCCAAGUCGGUGGCCAAGCGUCAACUCUCGGCGGACAUCGGACACGUGCCACCACUCCCGCCGGCCGCGACGUCGGUGGAGAGCCCAAAGCUCACAACCCCGACGAAGGAGUUAUCACUGCGGGAAGCCGAGGGAUGGAGCGAAAACGAAGAAGGGCACUUUAGGAACCUGCCCUUGAAGGGCGUCAAGGUAGUCAUCAUCCAUGUCAAGGAUCGGCUGGAUGGGCGAGAUCAAGGGAAUGUGAUUCUACAGGAGCUGCAAGCGUACGAGGAGGAAGCCCAAUUGGGCUGCGAGUUCAUUAUUUCGGAGCCAGGCCAGAGCAUUUACCUGUAA
Colletotrichum spaethianum is the source of this 1503-nucleotide messenger RNA. Its product is annotated as 3',5'-cyclic-nucleotide phosphodiesterase. NCBI's taxonomy places the organism in Eukaryota, Fungi, Ascomycota, Sordariomycetes, Glomerellales, Glomerellaceae. Gene Ontology annotation, biological process: cGMP catabolic process; cAMP catabolic process; negative regulation of glucose mediated signaling pathway. Gene Ontology annotation, molecular function: 3',5'-cyclic-GMP phosphodiesterase activity; 3',5'-cyclic-AMP phosphodiesterase activity. The record is from RefSeq and is a predicted model, not a curated record. The transcript has 2 exons. Bases 1 to 1503 code for a protein of 500 amino acids.